AUGCCUUAUCGUGGAAAGCCGUCACAAGGUUGCGAUGAGUGUCGUAAACGACGCAAGAAGUGCGACCUUCGACCCGGUGGAUGUGGGCGAUGCACAAAUGCACGUCGUCAAUGUCCUGGAUAUCCCAAGCCAGAUGAAUUGAGAAUAUGCGACCAGAGUGCCGAAGUCAUUUCCAAAGCACGCGUCGCACAUUUUCGAGAACGUGCGACAGACAUGAUUGACGCUUUCGAUAUUUCGACUCGAUCAUCCUCUCCGUACUCUUCAGACAGCUGCUCAUCGGCCGGUCAUUCGCCUUUGACGAUGACAUCCUAUGUGUCUCCUCCAUCCGUGGAUAGCGAUGACCAGUCCUUUGCAUUCUUCUUCAACAACUGGGUGAUCAACAACGGCAUGUAUCAUAAUUUCGUCCACGAGCCUGGUAACAAACACCUGAUCGCGAGCAUAAAGGCUUUCAGCAUUGCUAGCUUGUCCAAAAAUUCCUCGGACAGGCGUCUACUUACCUCAGCACAGUAUCAGUACACCACCGCAUUGAAUCUCACCAACACUGCUCUUCGGAAUCCUGCCCAGGUUCUGCGUGAUGAGACAUUGCUUGCUAUUCUUGUGCUCACAAACUACGAGACCCUGACAGGCGGAGUCGAGCGAAGUUUGAGUGCCUGGGAGCAGCACAUCAAUGGUUCAGCCUCCCUACUCGGUCUUCGCGGCCUCGAAGGUGUUCGAGGCAAGGCUGGUCGAGUACUCACCUUACAUGUCAUCACCGGCAUCAAUGUCGUAUGCUUGCUUCGCUGCUUGCCUACUCCACCAGUUGUCCAUCUGUUGCAGGCAAAGAUCUUUGAGUUUCUUUACGAGCCAGAUAAUCCUGUCAUACGAUUCCAGCGGCUGAAUCUCGAUUGUGCAGACUUCAGACACGCCGUCACGUGUGGUCUCAUCACAUCUCCAGAAGCGAUCAUUGCUCGUGCCGCUGAGCUGGACUUGAGGCUCACGACCGCAUUUGCUGGUGUGCCGCAAGGCUGGGACCCCGAGAUCAUUGCGCACAGCGUGAAGAGACACCAUGUACAGGCUGGACUACCCGGCUUUGAGCUGAGGUAUGCAGAUCAAGCGACCAACUAUAUCUGGGCGUCGUAUCGUUCUAGCCGGAUAAUGGUCAACGAGAUUGUGCUUCAAUCGAUUGAAAGGGACACACACGUACAUCGAUCUGCUUGGGGGCACUCACACACCAUAGUGCGGCAAUGCCAGACUGAGAUCUUGGCCAGUAUGCCCCAGUACACAUCGCAGAGUGGCGAGCAACUUCCAUGGUCUGGCUUCAAACGCCCUGUUCGUUACUUUGUUCCUGAGGCUGUGUCCAGCAGUCUCCCUAUCAUGCGGGCAUUAUCCGGUUAUGGUGUACUGUGGCCGUUGUUUGUCGCUGGCACAUGCUCCACGACCACUUCUGAGAUCAGGGAUUACGUGGCAGACGUGUACGGAUACUUCGGAGAGCAGUUGAAGAUUGAACAGGCUCUUGUGCUACGUCAGAUGAUCUGGUCGCUCUCCAGAGCCACCUCAGACCCAAGGCCUGGCAGUGGCAGUGUUUUGAAGAACGACACGGUACAUGGAGAGUAUAACAAAUGA
Molecule: messenger RNA, 1602 nt
Organism: Aureobasidium pullulans EXF-150
Lineage: Eukaryota; Fungi; Ascomycota; Dothideomycetes; Dothideales; Saccotheciaceae
Exons: 1
Coding region: 1-1602 (533 amino acids)
Biological process (GO): regulation of DNA-templated transcription
Molecular function (GO): zinc ion binding; DNA-binding transcription factor activity, RNA polymerase II-specific
Source: RefSeq, a predicted model, not a curated record